Molecule: messenger RNA, 936 nt
Organism: Diaporthe citri
Lineage: Eukaryota; Fungi; Ascomycota; Sordariomycetes; Diaporthales; Diaporthaceae
Exons: 4
Coding region: 1-936 (311 amino acids)
Cellular component (GO): endoplasmic reticulum
Molecular function (GO): oxidoreductase activity
Source: RefSeq, a predicted model, not a curated record
AUGGCCACCAAGGAGCCUUUGAGCGCGAAAAAGUAUGUCGACGGCAUCUACAUCCCCGCCGGCCUGCUCGUCGUCGGCGUUGCCAUUGUUAAGAGGGAAUGGCUCCCGUACGCGGUCCUGGUCACCCUCGCGCUGAGCGCCAUCAAGUUCUGGAGGACCCAACCCCAGAAGGCCCUCAAGCCUGACAUUUUCCAAGAGUUCGAGCUCAAGGAGAAGACCAUCCUGUCCCACAACACCGCCAUCUACCGCUUCACCCUGCCGAGCCCGUCGCACAUCCUCGGCCUCCCCAUCGGCCAGCACAUCUCCAUCGGCGCGGUGCUGCCCCAGCCCGACGGCACGAGCAAGGAGAUCGUGCGCUCCUACACGCCCAUCAGCGGCGACGAGCAGGCUGGCUACUUCGACCUGCUGAUCAAGUCGUACCCGACCGGCAACAUCAGCAAGCACCUGGCCUCGGUCAACGUCGGCCAGACCAUCCGCGUGCGCGGGCCCAAGGGCGCCUUCACCUACACCCCCAACAUGGUGCGCCACUUCGGCAUGGUCGCCGGCGGCACCGGCAUCACCCCGAUGCUGCAGGUCGUCAAGGCCAUCAUCCGCGGCCGCAAGGCCGGCGACCGCACCGAGGUCGACCUCAUCUUCGCCAACGUCACCAAGCAGGACAUCCUGCUCAAGGAGGACCUCGACGCCCUCGCCGCAGAGGACAAGGGCUUCAGGGUCCACUACGUCCUGGACAAGCCCCCCGAGGGCUGGACCGGCGGCGUCGGCUACGUCACCGCCGACAUGAUCACGAAAUGGCUCCCCAAGCCCGCCGACGACGUCAAGAUCCUGCUCUGCGGCCCUCCCCCCAUGGUCAGCGGCCUGAAGAAGACCACCGAGGCCAUCGGCUUCAAGAAGGCCAGGCCCGUGAGCAAGCUCGAGGACCAGGUCUUCGCGUUCUAA